GUUUGUACUGGGUAGUUGUCAGGAAGGGAAGGAAAAAACUGGGAGAGCUAUUGGGUUAAAUCAUGGCUAGAAGCCACAUUUCUUUGCUGUAGAGCUACUUUGGAAUGAGUGUGUUCACUCACUCUGUCUCUCACACUUUUCUUUAUUGAGGUGCAGUUCAGCUGAGAUUGAAUUCCCCUUUGGCUGUUCAUAAACUGUGAAAGAGAAGAAUGCAGAAGACUCCCUUGCCCAUUUGUACAUGAGUGAUAAGAGCACAAGAUCCUUACUACAGGUUUGCUGCAAAGAUGAGUUCAGAGGAGAAGAUUCUAUCUCCAGCUCACAAAACGUCGACUCCAUCACAUAGAAGUGCCUCCUCUUCAUCAUCAUCUCAGAGGGAUAGGAGGCAGAGUGUUCAUAUUUUGGAGCGGAAGGCUUCUUCAGGAAGCACAGACCCUUCCUUCAGCAAGCAGUUCCUUGAAAGUGACCCUAUAUCGCUAUCCAAGGAACCUGACAGCUGGGAAAUCAUAGAGGGUCUGAAAAUUGGCCAGACCAAUGUCCAGAAGCCAGACAAGCAUGAAGGUUUCAUGCUGAAAAAGAGAAAAUGGCCUCUAAAAGGUUGGCACAAGAGGUUUUUUGUCCUGGAUAAUGGAAUGUUGAAAUAUUCAAAGUCACCAAUUGAUAUACAGAAAGGUAAAGUCCAUGGGAGCAUUGAUGUUGGUUUAUCAGUUAUGUCUAUAAAAAAGAAGGCUCGUAGAAUAGAUCUUGACACAGAGGAACACAUCUACCAUCUGAAGGUGAAGUCCCAGGAUUCAUUUGAUGCAUGGGUUUCAAAAUUGCGCCACCACCGGCUGUACCGUCAGAAUGAGAUUGUGAGAUCUCCGAGAGAUGCCAGCUUUCAUAUCUUCCCUUCAGCCUCUACUACAGAGUCUUCGCCAGCUGCUAAUGUGUCAGAAGGAAAGGUGCAACAGAAUAGCUUACCCUGGCAGUCUCCUAUACCUUGCAGUAACAGCCUUCCUGCCACCUGCACUACUGGUCAGAGUAAAGUAGCAGCCUGGUUGCAGGACUCUGAAGAGAUGGACAGAUGUGCAGAAGAUCUUGCUCAUUGUCAGUCAAACCUUGUGGAACUCAGUAAACUUCUUCAAAAUUUAGAAAUACUGCAGAGAACUCAGUCAGCCCCAAAUUUCACAGACAUGCAGGCUAACUGUGUAGAUAUUUCAAAGAAAGACAAGCGGGUCACAAGACGAUGGAGAACAAAAAGUGUCAGCAAAGAUGCAAAAAUUCAACUUCAGGAAGGGCCAGCACCGAAGGGCCAGUUCAGCUCAACACGUCGCCGGCAGAGACUAGCAGCUGCAGUGGCUACAACAGUCCCUUUCAGUGCUACAAUGUCACCUGUUAGACUGCAUUCAUCCAAUCCAAACCUUUGCGCAGACAUCGAGUUUCAGACUCCCCCAAGCCAUGUUACAGAUCCUCUGGAGUGCUCUACUGAGUACAUGAAACUUCAAGAAGAAUUCUGCCUGAUGGCACAAAAAGUGCAUUCUCUUUUGAAGUCUGCCUUUAACAGCAUAGCUAUAGAGAAGGAGAAACUUAAGCAGAUUGUUUCAGAGCAGGACCUUGCAGGCCACAAUGCUCAAGUAGCACACCUCAGACAGUCACUCUCUCAGGCUCUCAACCAGAAUGCUGAACUAAGGAGUCGCUUGAACAGAAUACAUUCAGAAUCUGUUAUUUGUGAUCAGGUUGUCAGUGUAAAUAUUAUCCCUAGUCCUGAUGAGACAGGUGAACAAAUUCAUGUCAGUUUGCCACUGUCUCAGCAAGUUUCUAAUGAGAGCAGGCUCUCUAUGUCCGAAUCUGUUUCAGAGUUCUUUGAUGCACAGGAAGUACUUCUAUCUGCCAGCUCAUCAGAAAAUGAGGCUUCUGAUGAUGAAUCUUAUAUCAGUGAUGUGAGUGAUAAUAUCUCUGAGGACAACACCAGUGUUGCAGACAACAUUUCUCGGCAAAUUCUUAAUGGUGAGCUAACAGGAGGUGCAUUCAGGAAUGGCCGGAGAACUUGUCUUCCAGCCCCCAGCCCUGACACCAGUAAUAUCAAUCUGUGGAAUAUUUUGAGAAAUAACAUUGGUAAAGAUCUUUCCAAAGUAUCCAUGCCAGUUGAGCUAAAUGAACCUCUGAAUACGUUGCAACAUCUUUGUGAAGAGCUGGAGUACAGCGAGCUCUUGGACAAGGCUGCUGAAACAGAUGAUCCUUAUGAACGCAUGGUUCUCAUAGCUGCUUUUGCAGCAUCAGGCUAUGCCUCUACGUACUUUAGAGCAGGAAGCAAGCCAUUUAACCCAGUGCUUGGUGAAACUUAUGAAUGUAUUAGAGAAGACAAAGGAUUUCGGUUUUUCUCAGAGCAGGUUAGCCACCAUCCUCCCAUUUCAGCUUGUCACUGUGAAUCGAAGAACUUUGUGUUUUGGCAAGAUAUCAGGUGGAAAAAUAAAUUCUGGGGGAAAUCAAUGGAAAUUCUUCCAGUUGGAACCUUGAAUGUGACACUUCCAAAGUAUGGAGACUACUACGUCUGGAAUAAAGUCACUACUUGCAUACAUAACAUUCUAAGUGGAAGGAGGUGGAUAGAACACUAUGGAGAGAUAACUAUCAGAAACACGAAAAGCAGUGUCUGUAUUUGUAAACUCACAUUUGUCAAGGUGAACUACUGGAAUUCCAAUGUAAAUGAGGUCCAGGGUAUUGUGAUGGAUCAAGAAGGAAAGGUGGUUCAUCGCCUUUUUGGGAAGUGGCAUGAAGGCAUUUAUUGUGGGGUUGCACCUUCAGCCAAAUGCAUCUGGAGGCCAGGCUCCAUGCCAACCAAUUAUGAACGUUAUUACGGCUUCACGAGGUUUGCUAUCGAGCUCAAUGAGUUAGAUCCUUUACUGAAAGAUCUUCUUCCUUCAACAGAUGCACGAUUCAGACCAGAUCAAAGGCUUCUGGAGGAAGGAAAUAUAGAAGCAGCAGCAUCUGAGAAACAAAGAAUAGAGGAGCUCCAGAGAAGUCGGAGGCGGUACAUGGAGGAAAAUGGCAUUGAAUAUGUGCCCAAAUUUUUUAAAAAAGUUAUUGAUGCUAAUCAAAGAGAAGCCUGGGUUACCAAUGACACCUACUGGGAGCUACGGAAGGAUCCUGGCUUUAGUAAAGUAGAUAUUCCCGUACUCUGGUAAACUGAGAAUGUAGAUCUAGUAAACAUAUCACUCUGAAGAAGAAGAAUUACUAUGCACAAUAUGUUUCUUAUAGCUAAGCGUGGUUUGUGGGUCUACAGAAAAACCUAUCAUUUGCAUUUAUAUUCAUCUUUAUAACAGACUUUUGAAAGUGCAUUAGACCAGGCCCCUGACCACUUCUGGAUCUUUAUAAUUUUGCAGCAGCCAUUAAAAAAAAAAAUUUAAAAAGAAAUAAAAUUGAAGAAGAAGAAAGAAACAGAAGCCUUUUAAAGUUUCAUACUCUGAAAAUUCAGACCUAAGAAGCAAAUGAGUUAUCCAAAGUUGCUUGGAAGAGGUGGUAAAUGCAAAACUGCAAACGGUGCUUUAAACAGACGUUAAGAGUAACGUGAUUUAAAUUAAAGGGAAAAAAAAAAAGAAGAAAAAGAGAAAAAAAAUCCAUUUUGUUUCAACUAUUUUUGUUAAAAACUCUUUGGUCACAACACUGUCAUUUCUGGCUUCAGGUUAGCCCUUUGGUGUGAUGUGCUUGGGCUGACCUUUGUCAAAAAGAUGUACUUUCCCGAAAGCUGUUCCCACUCAUAUGCCAUUGUUCAUGCCUUAAACAAAAUAUGAAGAUGUACAGUAAGUAAUUUUAAAAUAUGUAUGCUUAGACUUCUGUGAAGGGCAGAUUUUUAAAGCACUAGAAAACUUGCAUUAUUUAAAAUCAAAAGACAACCAAACAUCUAACUGUAUUUCAGAGGAUUGAGAUCUACUGUACAUGCUUUAGCUUUGGGAAGCUGACUGUAUAAUUGGACUGAAAAGAAAUUGCUACCUGGUUGAAUUUGAGUCAAUUUUGGUAAAUGCAUAUGGAAGUUGAUAUUCUAAAUGACCGAUGCUGAGAUGCAACAACCUCUCUUACCACUGGCUGGGUGUGAAUCUUGUUUCCUCUAAACUGGUUAUUCAGUUAGAAUUCCCCGAAGCUUUGCAACAGUGUUAAAGCACAGGAGGAUUAAUGGGAAGGACUCUGGGUAGUACUGUAAAUGCAACUAUUUUCUGCCACACACAUUGUUCACUUUACUGGCUCUGUUUUUUCCCCGUCCGCUUUUCCUUAUCUAAAUUUAUAUUUGUGAGUACAGCAGAGGCUCCCACGCAUUAUACCUAACAACUACUACUUGUGUUGCCAAAACAGCUCUUUUGUGCAGAAUUACAUUUUACAGCUUUUCAUAAAGUGAUUCUAUAUUUUUUGAUUAAGAACCAAGUCUCUUACAUGUUGCUAAGCUUCCGUUACUAUGUGUUGCACUUUCUCUUUGAAGAUCUCUGAAACAUUAAAAGAGUAGGAGGGCAGAUUUUGAUAAAAGGAAAUGAAGUAAUUUUGUUAGGUAAAAACUGCAUUCCAUGUGAUAUGAUUUGGUCUUCCAUUUAUGCAUGCAUUAUACAUCCAGGCACUUAUGAUAGGUUAGAUUCCAUGCAUAUACACUGUAUUUCUUUUUACACAUACACAGCAUACAUAGUGCACUUGAAUUUUUACAUCUAAGAUUAAUUCUGUUACCAAGACCUAACAGAGAUUAUCAAAUAGGUGAGGGAUGCUGCCAGCAGAGCUGCUGAACAGUUCUCAGUAGACUACCACACGUAUCCAGUUCUCCCCCUGCUUCUUCCCUUUUGCAGAGUCAAGUCCCUACAAAACAGAGAUGACAUUAUUUAAUAUGCAUUUAGGUCUCCCCCUGGCUUGUGUGGCAAAGCAACUGCCAGAGGAAGUAGCUACUAAGGAAUUACAAAUUCUUCACACAGGUCUGUUACCAGGAAGAACUACAAAUACCUAAAAGAAAUAUUAACUACAUUUUUAUUAAAAAUUGUGAAUGCUCAAGAAUUGCUUAGGACUAUUUGGUAUUAAAAAAUCUGUGUUGCUUAUAAACAUUUGGUUCAAAUUAAUAGGAUUUCUUCCAAGGAAAACUUUCAGUUACUCAAACAAUGAUAUCUUUUUAUUGUCUAUCUGAACCUAGCCUGAUACUUUAUUUUUUAGUUCUAAAAGUAUUAUUAUGAAAAAAAUAUAUGAAGGUUUGGGUUCUUUAAUGAUAUUUGUUUAACUACAUCAUACUUGUGUUAAUGGCAUUGCACUAUGAAUCAAAGAGCCACCUGGUGUGCAAAAUAGCAAUUAACUAUUAUGUCACUUUCCUUAAAAAUAAUACUACUAAAAAUUUGCCCACUUCAUGCUCCAGUUUUUGUGUACAGUUCGCCAUGUUACUGGAAACCAUUAUGUGUAUGUGACUGCAAGUGCUUUUGAGGGAUAAAAACUGUCCUCAAAUUUAUAUGAAAGCCAUUUUAAAAUUUAAAUACAGAAAUAAAGUUUUCAGCUUUACAGUA
Molecule: messenger RNA, 5492 nt
Organism: Pogoniulus pusillus (Red-fronted tinkerbird)
Lineage: Eukaryota; Metazoa; Chordata; Aves; Piciformes; Lybiidae
Gene: OSBPL6
Product: oxysterol binding protein like 6
Exons: 24
Coding region: 285-3158 (957 amino acids)
Cellular component (GO): cytosol; membrane; intracellular membrane-bounded organelle
Molecular function (GO): cholesterol binding
Source: RefSeq, a predicted model, not a curated record